Gigantopelta aegis is the source of this 447-nucleotide messenger RNA. Its product is annotated as alanine and glycine-rich protein-like. The record is from RefSeq and is a predicted model, not a curated record. Lineage: Eukaryota; Metazoa; Mollusca; Gastropoda; Neomphalida; Peltospiridae. Bases 1 to 447 code for a protein of 148 amino acids. The transcript has 3 exons.
AUGGCUAGGCUCCACGCGGCGUCCCUGCCCCGGGCGGUCGCGGAAGGCCGGGCCUUGGCUGGCUGGUCACUACUCGGUGGGGGACUCGACGCCGACCGCCUCGAAGGGGUUGGAACGGGAGACGCACGCUGUGGAGUUUCGCAGAUCGUUGUGUCCAACUGCGGCGUAGACUGGUCCACUGGCUCAGUCUGUUCAGAGUUAUCUGCGUCGGCUGGCACUGCGUUUCCUCUUGCUUUCGAAAUAGUCAUGAUUGACGUCAAAUUCAUGCUCAUCAACUUCUUCGUCGUCAUUUUCGUAGGCAGGGGUGGAUUAGGACAACUAGGAGCCGGAGCAAGAGCUAUAGGAGCCCUAGGAGCCGGAGCAGAAGCCCCGGGAACCGGAGCGGGAGCUAGAGGAGCGCUGGGAACCGGAACAGGAGGUAGAGGUGCCCUAGGAGCUGUAACAUGA